Molecule: messenger RNA, 2548 nt
Organism: Dreissena polymorpha
Lineage: Eukaryota; Metazoa; Mollusca; Bivalvia; Myida; Dreissenidae
Exons: 7
Coding region: 322-2109 (595 amino acids)
Source: RefSeq, a predicted model, not a curated record
CUAUAUUGUAAUCGAAUUGAAAUCAAUGGGCGUAUAUUCAGUGAGUGUAAAUAGAUUUACGUAACUGUUUACAUGUCCUGCAUAUGGAGUUAUAAGGAACCUCAAUCAGGAAGUAACACGUAUCAUAUUUAGGUCUUUAAUUUUAUAUGAAGACGGGUAUUGAAAUAGCACUUCAUUUAUAUUAUAUAUUUGUUCUUGAAUUGAAAUAAAUGCGUGUAAAUUCAAUUGGUGAGUUAAGAAAUUGAAAGUGCUUGUGUAACUUUUAGAGACAAUUUGUAUAUGUAAGAAGCAACAAAAAACAUAUAAGACUUUUGAAAUAAGAUGACAGAUACCACAGAUAUAAACAUCGAUUACUUAACACCGAUUAGUGAACAAAGUGACAGAAGCGUGCCUCGUCAUUAUAUUGGAUAUACUAGGGCACAUUCGCCUUUGGCCAAUGGUUAUGCUAAGGGUAAAAGGAUACGGGGACAUUUGGUAAAUGGCGACGGUAAUAGUGAUAUAACGGUAUCACGUGAAAAUUUUGCCAACGGCGAUGAUAAAAGGUCAACGAAACGCCAUCAGCUGAUUAACGGCCAUGCGAGGAGCAAAAGCUUACCAGUUCAUUCGGCCAACGGUGGCGUAAGAAGUGAACGUUUACAGGCGCCUCUUACCAACGAUGACCCUGGGAUUGAAACGUCACAUGCACAUUACGUCGACGGCAGUUCAGGCGGGACGAACGUACAGACGGAUAGAAGGGCUGUUGCUAAUGGGUAUCAAGGUCUGAUGAGAGAUAACGAUGAUCCCGACAAUCUACCGUACGCAACGUUCAAUAAUGACGAGAGCCAAUAUACAUUUGGUGGCAUUCCGAAAGGCGUUACACCUGGUCUGGGGAAGUUUCAGAUAAAACCCAACCCGUCUUUGUCAACACACAGUAAGAAUUACGAACAGGAAGGUGUGUAUAACGAGGUGUACGAUGAAAUAGAUGACAUCGAGCCUUACAUCCCAAGUACAUCUAGCAAUAGUACACCUAGCAAUAGUACACCUAGCAAUAGUACACGUAGCAAGAGCAGAUGCUACUUGAUUGCCUUCGCCAGUGUUCUUGUAACCAUAGUACUGGCGGGAGCGACAUUUGCAGUCGUGUUCUUCUUAGAAAUCAAGUCUUCAAAGCCUCCAGUUGAUAUCGAGGAACCAGACUACACAUUUAAUAUCGGGGAACCAGGAAAUCUCACGUUCGAGAUAACCAACCUGACAGACUGGACAGAGUUGUACAUCUCCCGAGAAUUCACAGUACCAGUCGCAUCGGCCAACAGGACAAGUCCCCAUGUGGAGAUAGCAAAGACGCACGGACACAUUUCCGCACUCAAUACGACAGAACUCUCCAACCAUUAUGUAAGGAUAGAUCUUCUGUUUGCCACGGUCUCGUGCAACGAUUCUGCCGGAAAAGCGGGGAUUGUCACAUACGUCUGCUCAAUUAAAAUGACUGAUUUGACGUGGAUCAAUGUGAUGAAGAGAAUUCGUUUUCAACGACUUCCGGGAGUUCCAAAGCUGACUAUGUCAAGGGAGAUUAUAAAAAAUAAGGUCACGCGAGCUGAUCUCCUCUACGUUUGCGAGGGCGAGCUAGGCGAUCCGCGUGGACGGCUUAUCAUAGAAAGCGACUUCGAUGGCGAGUUUCAAGCUCUCUUCACGGAAGAAAACACAAACAAUUCAAUAGGUUUUAUUUUUGACGACCCUCUUACUCAAACAUCUUGCGGAAACUAUCAGACAUUGCAGUUUGCCUUCUACAAGCCUAAUAUGUCAAUGAACUUCAAACGGCUUCGUUGUUCCAUUAAACCGUCGUCGAACAUUUUUAACAGCGUUGUAAAAUCAUCCGGUGAAGGAAUCAUUAAGGUGGUACCGGAUGACUGGUGCAAAGGCGCAACCAAAGAGACUCCAAUCAUCGACCACCCUUACGCCUGCUAUCUCGGAGUCAUGUGCAGCGAGGUCGGAAUUGUCCAGGGCGUCCCAGCGGGCUGCAGCGAAGACCAAUGUUAUAGCACUCUAAAUAUGGCAUAUGGGUGUUAUCCCUGCAAGUGUGCAAAAGGAGGGCCAUUGCCGGCGGCGACGACCACCUCGGUGCCAAAUGGGAAAUAAGCUGCACUAUCAUUAUUCCUUCUCCUAGUUUUAUUUGCUCACAUAAAGAUUAUACUUGCCAUUGUCAUGUUUGAUCAAUCAUUGUCAAUCUGUGUGUAGUGUGUCUCUUAGACCUGUUCAUCAUGCCAUCUCCGAUAUUGGUCUCAUACAUUUGCACUAGCCGUCAUUUCGUGUUUUUAUAUUCGCUGAUUGUUCUCAUCCAGUUUGUUUUGUGAUAUCGUGAUUGCCAAAUUUGAUCCAGAAUCUAAACUAAGCAAAGCACUAUUUGACCAAUUUAAUAAUGACUUAAAAAACGAUUUAAUAUUAAGGCAAAUAUUGCCAUCGAUACAAUCAAAUGGUCAUGAUGAUUUUUAGAAGUAGUGUUAUUCAAACUUCACCGAAAAAGAUAUAUCUUUCAAUAAGAUAUUUGGCGUACACACUGACUUUGAAAUAAAGAUAG